UCCCGCUGUGUCGCGGGCCGUACUCGGCCUGCCGUGGAACUCCUGCCCGCUGUCUGCGCCGCCGGGGCCAAGACCCGGGCGGCCCUGCAGUCCGGGAAAUGGAGUCUUUCAGCUUCAAGGAUGUGUCUGUGAAAUUUACCAAGGAGGAGUGGGCUUUGCUGAAUCCUUCUCAGAAGACUUUCUACAGAGAUGUAAUGCUGGAAACUUUCAGCAACUUCAACUGUAUAGGACACAAAUGGACAGACCUGAACAUGAAUGAUCAGCACAAAAAUUGUCAGAGAAAUAUCAGGCAUGUAAUCUCUCACUCUGGAUACAAAUAUGAACAUAAAGAAUGCAGACAGAAGGUUUAUAAAUAUAAAAAAUGUGGGAAAGCAUUUAUCUCUCACAAAAGUGUUCAACAACACAUGGCAUCUCACAAUGUAAAUGGACCUUGUGAAUGUAAGGUAUGUUUGAAAAUCUUUGAUACUUCUAGUUCAUUUCAAGUACAUCAACAAACUCACCAAGCAAAAUCACUGUAUAAAUGCCAGCAAAAUGAGAAGUCCUUUGUUUGUUACAGUUCAGGUCAACUACAUGAGAAUAAUCAGAGUGUAAAAAAAUCUUAUGAAUGCAAACAAUGUGGAAAAACUUUCAAACAACUUGGGUACCUAAGGAUACAUGAAAAGACACAUGCUGAAGAAAAUCCCUAUCAGUGUAAACAAUGUGGUAAAUUUCUCAGUUGUCCUAGUGCUCUUAAAGUUCAUGAAGAAACUCACAGUGUAGGAAAACCCUAUGCAUGUAAACAGUGUGGAAAAGCCUUCAGACAGGCCAGUUACUUUCGAGAACAUGAGAGAACACACAGUGCCAAGAAUCCUUAUGAAUGUAAACAAUGUGGCAAAAGCCUGAGUUCUUCUAGUUAUCUUCGAGUGCAUGAAAGAAUUCACACUGAAGAAAAACUCUAUGCAUGCAAACAAUGUGGAAAAACCUUCAAACAUCUUAGUUCCGUUCGAAUGCAUGAAAAAACACAUAGUGAAGAAAACCCCUAUGAAUGUAAGCAAUGUGGUAAAAGUCUCAGUUCUCCUAGUGCUCUUAAAGUUCAUGAAGAAACUCACACUGAAGGAAAACCCUAUGCAUGUAAACAGUGUGGAAAAGCCUUCAGACGUGCCAGGUACUUUCGAGAACAUGAGAGAACACAUAGUGCUAAGAAUCCUUAUGAAUGUAAACAAUGUGGCAAAAGUCUGAGUUCUUCUAGUUAUCUUCGAGUGCAUGAAAGAAUUCAUACUGGAGAAAAACUCUAUGCAUGCAAACAAUGUGGAAAAACCUUCAAACAACUUAAAUAUAUUCGAAUACAUGAGAAAACACAUAUGGAAGAAAACCCCUAUGAAUGUAAGCAAUGUGGUAAAAGUCUCAGUUCUCCUAAUGCUCUUAAAGUUCAUGAAGAAACUCACAGUGUAGGAAAACCCUAUGCAUGUAAACAGUGUGGAAAAGCCUUCAGACGUGCCAGUUACUUUCGAGAACAUGAGAGAACACAUAGUGCUAGGAAUCCCUUUGAAUGUAAACAUUGUGGCAAAAGCCUGAGUUGUUCUAGUUAUCUUCGAGUGCAUGAAAGAAUUCAUACUGGAGAAAACCUCUAUGCAUGCAAACAAUGUGGAAAAGCUUUCUUGUGUCACAGCAGCCUCCAAAUACACGAAGGAGUUCAUAGUGGAAUACAAGCCUAUGAAUGUAAAUAUUGUGGAAAAAGCUUCAGAAGUCUUCGUUACUUUCGAAUACAUGAAGGGAUACAUAGUGGAGAAAAAUGCUAUGAAUGUAAGGAAUGUGGUAAAAAUUUCAGUUGUGCUGCCUCUCUUAAAGUGCAUCGAACAAUUCAUACUGGAGAAAAGCCCCAUGAAUGCAAACAAUGUGGUGAAUCCUUCCAAUAUCUCCGCUGCCUUCGAGUACACGAACAUGCUCAUGCUAAAAUAUGUUCCUAUCGAUGUAAACGGUGUGGGAAGACCUACAAAUAUCUCAGCUGCCUUCGAGCUCAUGAGAGAACUCAUACUGAACGAAACCCCUGCAAAUGCAAAUAUUGUGGUAAAACUCUGAGUUGUUCUAGCUACCUUAGAAUACAUGAAAGAACUCAUACUGGAGAAAUGUAUAAAUGUAAAUAGUGUGAUAGAGUUCUUAGUAUUUCUCUGUCUCUUUGAAAACAUGAAAGAAUCCAUACUGGAGAGAACGCUACAAAUAUAAAUGGUCUUGGAGGAGCUUCAGAAAUUUCACCUCCCUUCAAGUCCAUGAAAGCUCAUAGUGGAGCCAAACCCCAUGAAUGUAAACAGUGUGAAAAAUUCUUCAGAGAUCACAGAUGCCUUGAGUACAUGAGAGAACACAUGAUAAGGAAGUCCUUAUGAAUGCAAACAGUGUGGUAAGGCUUUGAGUUCUAAAUUUCCAUAAACAAAUACUGGAGAAAAACCCUGUGAAUAUGAAAGUGGUAAGAUGCUGA
This is a messenger RNA of Dipodomys ordii (Ord's kangaroo rat), 2452 nucleotides long. RefSeq names its product zinc finger protein 791-like. Lineage: Eukaryota; Metazoa; Chordata; Mammalia; Rodentia; Heteromyidae. The record is from RefSeq and is a predicted model, not a curated record. Bases 99 to 2123 code for a protein of 674 amino acids. Gene Ontology annotation, molecular function: DNA-binding transcription factor activity, RNA polymerase II-specific; RNA polymerase II cis-regulatory region sequence-specific DNA binding. Gene Ontology annotation, biological process: regulation of transcription by RNA polymerase II. The transcript has 5 exons.